AGCUCCACACACCCUCUCUCUCUCUCUCUCUCUCUCUCUAAAGCCCCCCCUCACUCUCUCCCUCUCCGGCUUACUGCAAGACCAAAAUGCUAUUCAAUACACAAAUAAACUUCUAACAAACCUCUCAUUUUGAUGAGAUUUGAAUGGGAUUCAAAAGAACCACACUGGGGUUUGAUUCAAUGGCUUAUUCCAGUUUCGACUGUGCAGCCUCAAGCCUUUUGUGUGAAGAAACCAAUGGCUUGUGCUUUGAUGAUCUUGAUUCUGUCACAGAUACUCAAAAUCUGGGCUUUAUGAAUGAUGACAGAUCAAAGCCAUUGGUUGAUUUGCCAUUGCUGAGUGAAGAGAUUUUUAGUUUCCUGGUAGAGAGGGAGAGAGAACACUUGCCCAGAGAGGAUUAUCUUAAGAGAGUGAAAAGUGGAGGUCUUGAUUUGGGUGGUUUGAGAAAAGAGGCUCUUGAUUGGAUUUGGAAGGCUUAUGCCCAUUACAGUUUUGGACCAUUGAGUGUUGGCCUGUCUGUCAAUUACUUGGAUCGAUUCCUAUCAGUUUAUGAACUACCUAGAGAUCAAACUUGGACAGUGCAAUUGCUAGCUGUAGCCUGUUUGUCUCUGGCUGCCAAAAUGGAGGAGACUAUGGUCCCUCUGAAUGUAGAUUUACAGGUGGGUGAGCCCAGGUUUAUGUUUGAAGGUAAAACCAUUCAAAGAAUGGAGCUUCUGGUGAUGAGAACUUUGAAUUGGAAGAUGAAAGCUUGCACUCCUUUCUCUUUCGUAGACUACUUCAUGGCAAAGAUCAAUGGGGAUCAUCAACCUCCAUCAGGGUCUCUGAUUUCUAGCUCAGUUCAACUCAUAUUAAGCACAAUCAAAGGUAUUGACUUCUUGGAAUUCAAGCCUUCUGAAAUUGCUGCAGCAGUGGCAAUACAUGUCUCAGGGAAAAUUCAAGUAGUAGACAUUCCUAAGGCAGUGUCUUGUUUCAUACAUCUUGAAGAGGGAAGGGUGUUGAAGUGUGUUGACAUGAUCCAACAUCUGGCAUUUGUUACUACUACUACUACUAAUGUGGGUAUUGGUGCCUCGGUUCCCCAAAGCCCAAUUGGGGUGUUGGAUGCAGCUGCAUGCUUGAGCUAUAAAAGUGAUGAUUUAACAGUUGGGUCAUGUGCUAAUUCUUCACAUACCACUCCAGAAACCAAGAGGAGAAAAGUAGACGACAACCCAUCUCAAGAAACCAAUUUCAAGUCAUGAAUUGUCAAUUUUUCCCUUUACACAAUCAGUUUGGUUCAAUGGGGGGUUUUGGUUUGGUUCUUAGGUGCCCCUUAAAAAGAGUCAGUUUGGUUCAAUGGGGGGCGGGGGGGGGGGGGGGGGGGGGGGGGGGUUUGGUUGGUUCUGAAGGUGCCCCUGAGAGGGAGAGAGAGGUUCCAUGGUUUCCAGCUGUUUGUAAUAUCAUAGUUUCUCAAUAGCCACAGGCUCAAAGUAGCAGAGAAGGAAAUGGACACAGAAAAUGGAGUACAGUUUUUUUUGUAGCUACAAUUUUAAUUGCUAGAAUGAAGAGGGGGAAUGGAAACAAGUGAUAGUGGGGAUGAAAGUAGAGACUAGAGAACAUGUAUUUGCCUAAUUUUUGACCGUUCCUUUGAACUUCAGAAUAAUAGUGAUUUACCAGUACAACAUAUCAAGUCCAGUGAAGAACGAA
Molecule: messenger RNA, 1677 nt
Organism: Rhododendron vialii
Lineage: Eukaryota; Viridiplantae; Streptophyta; Magnoliopsida; Ericales; Ericaceae
Product: cyclin-D4-1-like
Exons: 6
Coding region: 144-1232 (362 amino acids)
Biological process (GO): regulation of cyclin-dependent protein serine/threonine kinase activity; mitotic cell cycle phase transition
Cellular component (GO): cytoplasm; nucleus; cyclin-dependent protein kinase holoenzyme complex
Molecular function (GO): cyclin-dependent protein serine/threonine kinase regulator activity
Source: RefSeq, a predicted model, not a curated record